CCAAUGGAAGACUGGACAACUACAGAACUGGGAAAGCUGAAGUCCAGCAGUUCUGACAACAAGGUGUCAAGCAGUUCUGACAACAAGGUGUCGAGCAGUUCUGACAACAAGGUGUCAAGCAGUUCUAAAAACAACGAGUCAAGCAGUUCUGACAACAACGAGUCAAGCAGUUCUGACAACAAGGAGUCAAGCAGUUCUGGCAAGGUGUCAAGCAGUUCUGACAAGCUGUCAAGCAGUUCUGACAAAACGAUGUCAAGCAGUUCUGACAACAAGGAGUCAAACAGUUCUGAAAAUAAUGUGUCAAUCAGUUCUGACAACAAGGUGUCAAGCUGUUCUGACAACAAGGAGUCAAGCAGUGCUGACAACAAGGUGUUAAGCAGUUCUGACAACAAGGAGUCAAGCAGUUCUGACAACAAAGAGUCAAACUGUUCUGACAAGGUGUCAAGCAGUUCUGACAAGGUGUCAAGCAGUGCUAAGGUGUCAUGCAGUGCUGACAACAUGAUGUCAAGCAGUUCUGACAACAAGGAGUCAAACAGUUCUGAAAAUAAUGUGUCAAUCAGUUCUGUCAACAAGGUGUCAAUCAGUUCUGACAACAAAGAGUCAAGCAGUUUUGACAACAAGGUGUCAUGCAGUUCUGACAACGAGUCAAUCAGUUCUGACAAUGAGUCAAGCAGUUCUGACAACAUGGAGUUGAGCAGUUCUGACAACAAGGUGUCAAGCAGUUCUGACAAGGUUUCAAGCAGUGCUGACAACAUGAUGUCAAGCAGUUCUGACAACAAGGAGUCAAAAAGUUCUGAAAAUAAUGUGUCAAUCAGUUCUGACAACAAGGUGUCAAUUAGUUCUGACAACAAAGAGUCAAGCAGUUCUGACAACAUGGUGUCAUGCAGUUCUGACAACGAGUCAAGCAUUUCUGACAACAACGAGUCAAGCAGUUCUGACAACAUGGAGUUGAGCAGUUCUGACAACAGGGUGUCAAGCAGUUCUGACAAGGUUUCAAGCAGUGCUGACAACAUGAUGUCAAGCAGUUCUGACAACAAGGAGUCGAGCAGUUCUGAAAACAAGGUGUCAAUCAGUUCUGACAAUAAGGUGUCCAGCAGUUCUGACAGUAAGGUGUCAUGCAUUUCUGACAACAAGGAGUCAAGCAAUUCUGACAACAACAAGUCAAGCAGUUCUGACAAUAAGAUGUCCAGCAGUUCUGACAACAAGAUGUCCAGCAGUUCUGACCACAAGGUGUCCAGCAGUUCUGACAUCAAGGUGUCCAGCAGCUCUAACAACAAGGUGUUAAGCAGAUUUUCCAACAAGAUGUCCAGCAGUUCUGACCACAAGGUGUCCAGCAGUUCUGACAUCAAGGUGUCCAGCAGCUCUAACAACAAGGUGUUAAGCAGAUUUUCCAACAAGAAGUCAAGCAGCUCUGACAACGCGUCAAGCAGUUCUGACAACAACGAGUCAAGCAGUUCUGACAACAAGGAGUCGAGCAGUUCUGACAACAAGGAGUCAAGCAGUUCUGACAAAAACGAGUCAAGCAGUUCUGACAACGAGUCAAACAGUUCUGACAACAAGGAGUCGAGUAGUUCUGACAACAAGGUGUCAAGCAGUUCUGACAAAAAUGAGUCAAGCAGUUCUGACAACGAGUCAAACAGUUUUGACAACGAGUCAAGCAGUUCUGACAACAACGAGUCAAGCAGUGCUGACAACAAGGAGUCAAGCAGUGUUGACCACAUGAUGUCAAGCAGUUCUGACAACAAGGUGUCAAGCAGUUCUGACAACAAUGAGUCAAGCAGUUCCGACAACAAGGUGUCCAGCAGUUCAGACAACAACGAGUCAAGCAGUUCUGACAACAAUGAGUCAAGCAGUUCUGACAAGGUGUCAAGCAGUUCUGACAAGGUGUCAAGCAAUGCUAAGGUGUCUAGCAGUGCUGACAAAACGAUGUCAAGCAGUUCUGACAACAAGGAGUCAAACAGUUCUGAAAAUAAUGUGUCAAUCAGUUCUGACAAUAAGGUGUCCAGCAGUUCUGACAGUAAGGUGUCAUGCAUUUCUGACAACAAGGAGUCAAGCAAUUCUGACAACAACAAGUCAAGCAGUUCUGACAAUAAGAUGUCCAGCAGUUCUGACAACAAGAUGUCCAGCAGUUCUGACCACAAGGUGUCCAGCAGUUCUGACAUCAAGGUGUCCAGCAGCUCUAACAACAAGGUGUUAAGCAGAUUUUCCAACAAGAUGUCCAGCAGUUCUGACCACAAGGUGUCCAGCAGUUCUGACAUCAAGGUGUCCAGCAGCUCUAACAACAAGGUGUUAAGCAGAUUUUCCAACAAGAAGUCAAGCAGCUCUGACAACGAGUCAAGCAGUUUUGACAACAACGAGUCAAGCAGUGCUGACAACAAGGAGUCAAGCAGUGUUGACCACAUGAUGUCAAGCAGUUCUGACAACAAUGAGUCAAGCAGUUCUGACAAGGUGUCAAGCAGUUCUGACAAGGUGUCAAGCAAUGCUAAGGUGUCAAGCAGUGCUGACAAAAAGAUGUCAAGCAGUUCUGACAACAAGGAGUCAAGCUGUUCUGACAAAAACGAGUCAUGCAGUUCUGACAACAAGGAGUCAAACAGUUCUGGCAACAACGAGUCAAGCAGUUCUUACAACAAGUUGUCCAGCAGUUCUGACAACAAGGAGUCAAGCAGUUCUGACAACAAGGUGUCAAGCAGUUCUGUCAAAAACGAGUCAAGCAGUUCUCACAACAACGAGUCAAACAGUUCUGACAACGAGUCAAGCAGUUCUGACAACAAGGAGUCAAGCAGUGCUGACAGCAAGGAGUCAAGCAGUGUUGACAACACGAUGUCAAGCAGUUCUGACAACAUGCUGUCAAGCAGUUCUGACAACAAUGAGUCAAGCAGUUCCGACAACAAGGUGUCCAGCAGUUCAGACAACAACGAGUCAAGCAGUUCUGACAACAAAGAGUCAAGCAGUUCUGACAAGGUGUCAAGCAGUUCUGACAAGGUGUCAAGCAAUGCUAAGGUGUCAAGCAGUGCUGACAAAACGAUGUCAAGCAGUUCUGACAACAAAGAGUCAAACAGUUCUGAAAAUAAUGUGUCAAUCAGUUCUAACAACAAGGUGUCAAGCAGUUCUGACAACAACGAGUCAAGCAGUUUUGACAACAAGGUGUCCAGCAGUUCUGACCACAAGGUGUCCAGCAGUUCUGACAACAAGGAGUCAAACAGUUCUGAAAAUAAUAUGUCAAUCAGUUCUAACAACAAGGUGUCAAGCAGUUCUGACAACAACGAGUCAAGCAGUUCUGACAACAAGGUGUCAAGCAGUUCUGAUCACAAGGUGUCCAGCAGUUCUGACAUCAAGGUGUCCAGCAGCUUUGACAACAAGGUGUCGGGCAGUUUUUCCAACAAGAAGUCAAGCAGCUUUGACAAAAACGAGUCAAGCAGUUCUGACAACAAGGAGUCAAGCAGUUCUGACAACAAGCUGUCAAGCAGUUCUGACAACAACGAGUCAAGCAGUGCUGACAACAAGGAGUCAAGCAGUGUUGACCAUAUGAAGUCAAGCAGUUCUGACAACAAGGUGUCCAGCAGUUCAGACAACAACAAGUCAAGCAGUUCUGACAACAAUGAGUCAAACAGUUCUGACAAGGUGUCAAGCAGUUCUGACAAGGUGUCAAGCAAUGCUAAGGUUUCAAGCAGUAUUGACAAAACGAUGUCAAGCAGUUCUGACAACAAGGAGUCAAACAGUUCUGAAAAUAAUGUGUCAAUCAGUUCUAACAACAAGGUGUCAAGCAGUUCUGACAACAACGAGUCAAGCAGUUCUGACAACAAGGUGUCCAGCAGUUCUGACCACAAGGUGUCCAGCAGUUCUGACAUCAAGGUGUCCAGCAGCUUUGACAACAAGGUGUCAAGCAGUUUUUCCAACAAGAAGUCAAGCAGCUCUGACAAUAACGAGUCAAGCAGUUCUCACAACAAAGAGUCAAGCAUUUCUGACAACAAGGAGUCAAGCAGUUCUGACAACAAGCUGUCAAGCAGUUCUGACAACAACGAGUCAUGCAGUUCUGACAACAAAGAGUCAAGCAGUCCUGACAAGGUGUCAAGCAGUUCUGACAAGGUGUCAAGCAGUGCUAAGGUGUCAAGCAGUGCUGACAACAUGAUGUCAAGCAGUUCUGACAACAAGGAGUCAAACAGUUCUGAAAAUAAUGUGUCAAUCAGUUCUGACAACAAGGUGUCAAUCAGUUCUGACAACAAAGAGUCAAGCAGUUCUGACAACAAGGUGUCAUUCAGUUCUGACAACGAGUCAAGCAGUUCUGACAACAACGAGUCAAGCAGUUCUGACAACAUGGAGUUGAGCAGUUCUGUAAACAAGGUGUCAAGCAGUUCUGACAAGGUUUCAAGCAGUGCUGAAAACAUGAUGUCAAGCAGUUCUGACAACAAGGAGUCGAGCAGUUCUGAAAACAAGGUGUCAAUCAGUUAUGACAAUAAGGUGUCGAGCAGUUCUGACAUCAAGGAGACAAGCAAUUCUGACAACAAGAAGUCAAGCAGUCCUUACAACACUGUGUCCAGCAGUUCUGACAACAAGGUGUCCAGCAGUUUUGACAGCAAGGUGUCAGGCAGUUCUGACAACAAGGAGUCCGGCAGUUCUGACAACAACGAGUCAAACAAUUCUGACAACAAGGUGUCUAGCAGUUCUGACAAGAUGUCCAGCAGUUCUGAUAGCAAGGUGUCAAGCAGUUUUUCCAACAAGAAGUCCAGCAAUUCUGACAGCAAGGUGUCCAGCAGUUCUGCAAACAAGAAGUCAAGCUGUUCUGACAACAAGGUGUCCAGCAGUUCUGGUGACAAAGAAUCAAGCAGUUUUGACAACAAGGAGUCAAGCAGUUCUGACAGCAAGGUAUCCAGCAGUUCUGCCAACAAGACGUCAAUCAGUUCUGACAACAAGGUGUCCAGAAGUUCUUUUGACAAAGAGUCAAGCAGUUCUGACAAAAAGAAGUCAAGCAGUUCUGACUACAAGGUUUCCAGCAGUUCUGACCACAAGGUGUCCAGCAGUUAUGACAUCAAGAUGUCCAGCAGCUCUGACAACAAGGUGUCAUGCAGAUUUUCCAACAAGAAGUCGAGCAGCUCUGACAACAACGAGUCAAGCAGUCCUGACAACGAGUCAAGCAGUUCUGACAACAAGGAGUCUAGAAGUUCUGACAACAAGGUGUCAAGCAGUUCUGACAAAAACGAGUCAAGCAGUUCUGACAACGAGUCAAGCAGUUCUGACAACGAGUCUAGCAGUUAUGACAACAAUAUCUCAAGCAGUUCUGACAACAAGCAGUCGAGCAGUUCUGACAAGAAGGUGUCAAGCAGUUCUGACAGGCUUUCAAGCAGUGCUGACAACAUGAUGUCAAGCAGUUCUGACAACAAGGUGUCUAGCAGUUCUGACAACAAGGUGUCAAGCAGUUCUGACAAAAACGAGUCAAGCAGUUCUGACAACAACAUGUCCUGCAGUUCUGAUAGCAUCGAGUCAAGCAGUUCUAAAAACGAGUCAAGCAGUUCUGACAACAAAGAGCCAAUCAGUUCUGACAACAACGAGUCCAGCAGUUCUGACAGCAAAGUGUCAAGCAGUUCUAACAACAAAGAGUCGAGCAGUUCUGACAAUAUGUUGUCAAGCAGUUCUGACAAUGUGUCAAGCAGUGCUGACAACAUGAUGUCAAACGAUUCUGACAACAAUGAGUCAAGCAGUUCUGACAACAAGGAGCGAAGCAGUUCUGACAACAAGGAGUCAAGCAGUUCUGACAACAAGGUUUCCAGCAGUUCUGACAACAAAGUGUUACACAGUUCUGACAACAAGUUUUCCUGCAGUUCUGACAACAAGGAGUCAAGCAGUUCUGAAAACAAGUUUUCCUGCAGUUCUGACAUCAAGGUGUCCAGCAGUUCUUUCAUCAAGGUGUCCAGCAGUUCUGACAACAAGGUGUCCAGCAGUUCUGACAACAAGGUGUCCAGCAGUUCUGACAACAAGGUGUCUGACAUCAAGGAGAAGUCACCUCAGGGUGAUGAUAAUUAUAGUGAACAUAUGUAA
This is a messenger RNA of Dreissena polymorpha, 6033 nucleotides long. RefSeq names its product dentin sialophosphoprotein-like. The transcript has a single exon. The coding region runs from base 4 to 6033 and encodes 2009 amino acids. The record is from RefSeq and is a predicted model, not a curated record. NCBI's taxonomy places the organism in Eukaryota, Metazoa, Mollusca, Bivalvia, Myida, Dreissenidae.